Molecule: messenger RNA, 4679 nt
Organism: Octopus sinensis (East Asian common octopus)
Lineage: Eukaryota; Metazoa; Mollusca; Cephalopoda; Octopoda; Octopodidae
Product: homeobox protein cut-like 1
Exons: 17
Coding region: 1-4596 (1531 amino acids)
Biological process (GO): regulation of DNA-templated transcription
Molecular function (GO): DNA binding; DNA-binding transcription factor activity, RNA polymerase II-specific
Source: RefSeq, a predicted model, not a curated record
AUGUCUUUCAUGGAUGCUUAUGUGUCUGUGAUUUUGGACCAGCCGCUUGGUUUACCAUCCUGCUCAGGUGCAGGAUGUUUUAGUCAGACACCACUUGACUCACAGAUGGCCAUUGGCUCGCAAUCAGCUCACGUGUCCUUUGGUAAAUCUUGUUUUGGCUUUCCUGGAGUGUUCCAUUACAUCCUCCAGACCUGGCUUAGUCGCCGUCCACCUGACCAUGAAACAGACAAGACAAUCAAAGCAUUGACAGGGGAGAACAAAGAUUAUGACGAUCAGCUUGAAGCAAUCACUGAAGCUCGACUUAAAGAGAAGGAGAAAGCGAUACAGAAGACUUUUGACCAAAAAGAACAGUUACUUCAACAAGCUCAGCUGACGCUUUCAAACAAAUUGGGUGAGGCUGAGACCAAAGUUGUCACCCUACACAGUGCCUUAGAAAGUGCACAAGCUGAGGUGUUAGAAUUAAAAUCGAAAUAUAAUGAAGUGGAAAAAACAAAAUGCAAUGAAAUGGAGAUGGUAAUCAAAGAUUUGCAAAGUGCUAAAGAACGUACAGAAUCGUCUGAACGUGAGGUUGAACAGCUUCGGCAGCAGCUAGCAUCGGCGACUCAGAACUUACAUCAAGUGGAAGAAAUGGAGAAAGCUACAGACAUGGAACAGGCUGUGGAUGUAUUGAAACAGUCCCGACUGGAGGUGGAACUGGCCGCCAAAGAUAAAGAGAUAAGUCAACUUGUGGAAGAUAUACAGAAACUACAAGCUACAUAUAGCAGCUUACAAGAAUCAACGUCAGCUCGAAUCUCCAAGCUAGAGUUGGCCAUCAGCAGGAAGAACAAGGCCUUCCAUCUCCUGGAACUCAAGUUGAAAUCAAAGGAAGAAUUUGAAGAGUUACAGCAAAACCUCAGUUCAAUGAAGUCCUCUGAGUUCACCGAGCUGUGUGACGAUGAAGAGUCAUCGUCUCCAACGUCUGAAAGGUCUCUCGAGAUGUUGUUGUUGCUGGACAAAGCCAAAAGUGAACAUAGGUCCACACCAACGCAGCAGCAAGAUUCUGACUCACAGCCAUUAAAUUUAACAGAAUCUGAAAAUUCCGUCAACAAUACCAAUUCAAAUACUCUUGCCAAUACAGAAGCAUUUUCUACAAUGCUAGGGGAGCAAUCAGUUACGUCUCACCAACAGCACAACUCGUCUGGCCCCGGUAAUCCGAGCACCCCAACAAGUAACGGACUACCUCCACCUCCUCCUCCUCUACCCGUUGAAAACCACCCACCUCCCCCGUCCCCACACAACAACAACAGCAACACAUCCAAUCACGUCCCGUUCUCCCCUCCACCCGCCACCACCACCACCACCACCACCACAAACUGUCAAAUGCCACCGCCAUCGUCUUCGUCAUCGUCAUCGCAAUCAUCGCAGUCAUCGCAGUCGUCGUCACAGCAGUCUUCGCAGCAGUUUCUCAGCUACGGCAACGGACACUCGCCCACCUCACACCACCACCACCACCACCACUACAUGCCUCCGUCGGUGGUCGUGAAACAGGAGCAAGGUGUCGGUGCCACUGCAAACUCCUCCAAUGGCAAAAACCAAACUCUGGACACUAGUGGGGUUGCCAAGACAAUUCGUGAGGUGCUAAGUAUGCACAACAUUGGUCAGAGACUCUUCGCCAAAGAAGUUCUUGGGUUGUCUCAGGGAACGGUCAGUGAGCUGCUCUCCAAACCGAAAUCUUGGGAUAAACUGACAGAAAAAGGCCGCGAAUCGUAUCGGAAAAUGCAUGCUUGGUGCGCUGACGAAUCUAAUAUUUUAGCUCUGAAAGCUAUUUCACCGAAAAAAAGUAUAAAAAAGCAGCCACCAGAUAGUGUGUUAAAGGAAACUUAUACGAAGCCAGCUGGAUCUCAAGGUUUGAUCACUAGUACUCAGAGGGAAGAUUCCGCUACAGAAGAACGCAUCAACCAAAUUCUGAGCGCUGCUCAACACGCCAUGAAGAUGAAGUCAUCGGAACAUGGUAAAUCUUUUUCUGGUAUACAACAUACCAGCCAGCAACGAUCACCUUCCGUCGUACAUGACUUGACCACAAAUUUAAGUCACCCAUUGCAGGUGUCUACACCCGUACCACUUUCUGCCGGAUACAAGGAACACUCCAAGAACACUGUGUCAUCUUCCAAAAGUUCAUUGACCUCCACAAAUGGCACAGCGACAAUGAACUCAAUCGGUCGGUCUAGUCCUUCAGCUGUCUCUGUGAACUCUUCUCGAAGUCGCAGUGAAUCUGGUACCCCAACCGAGCGUAAACACAGUCACAAGAACAUCUCUUCGCAGAAUUCCUCUUCCAAAGAGCGCGAGAUGGCUGCCAAAGAAAUGGUGACCCGCAUCUAUCGCGAGGAGUUGACAAAGCUCGCUCAGGCAGCAGAGAGCGCCGGUAACGUGGCAGCAAGUACAAUGUACCAACAAGAACUUGCUCGUAUUGCACAGAACAUUCACCGAAACACGCCGCAGUCACAGGAAAGUUUCCAUCAGCAGGAUAAAGUGAACAUCAAAACAGAACCACCGGACAAUUCUUCUGAAGAGAAUGCGUCUCAGACAAAUGGUCCAAUCGAUCUUAGUAAACCCCAUAGCGCGCCACAGACACCAACAACGGAAGCAGCAUUUGCCGAUAGCACCCGACAUUCAGGAAGUGCCUUUUGCCUGGUUCGGCCACGUCUUAAUGGCCAGGACAGCUAUGAGCCUUCAAGAUUCUCUUCCUAUUUGCCUUCCGACUGCUUAUCACCUUUGCAGCGAAUGCAAAAUAUUGCUAAUUCGUUAACCACUCGAUCUCAUGUUGGCACGCCAUCCACCAAACCCCUCAAAGCUGUUUUGCCACCAAUAACUCAAGAACAGUUUGACAAAUAUUCCAAUAUCGACACCGAUAUUCUGGUGAAACAGGUGAAAGAAACACUCAGUCAAUACUCAAUCAGCCAAAGGCUAUUUGGUGAGAAUGUUCUUGGACUUUCCCAGGGUAGCGUUAGUGAUCUACUUGCAAGACCCAAGCCGUGGCACAUGUUGACACAGAAAGGUCGUGAACCAUUUAUUCGAAUGCAGAUCUUCCUUGAAGAUGGAGAGGCGAUUCCGAAACUUGUUGCUUCACAAUACAGAAUCCCACCGGAUAAACUCAUGCGCAGUAAUUCACAGAGUCAAGAGUCGAGUUCUUCUGAAUGUCUAAGCGACACCCACCUGUGUGCCUCUGCCGGGCGGCAACUUCAGUCGCCUCCUGUGCCGGCGAAAGCCAGCAACGAGGCGUCGUGGGCUGGCAGUGGAACGACAGGUAGUAGCCGCAGUGCGAGUCCCGCAACCGGCGGCUACCCCUCAUCGAUGUUCGAAAUAGCAGCGAUGACCUCCGAAAUUGACACGCUCGAGGUCACGAGCAAAGUGAAAGAGGUGUUGCAGUUUCACAAUCUGGGCCAACGGCUGUUUGGGGAAGCUGUACUCGGCCUGUCGCAGGGCUCGGUGAGCGAGUUGUUAUCCAAACCCAAACCAUGGCACAUGCUAAGUAUCAAGGGCCGGGAGCCCUUUAUCAAAAUGCAUAUCUGGCUAGUCGACCCGCACAAUACUGACCGUCUUAAAUGUUACCAAAAUGAGCUGAAAGAUGUUACCGACUACAAUAGCGUCGACUGGUUUGAACUGGUUCCUGCCUCUACUGUUAGUCAAUGCUCAAGAAGACGCAGGAGCAGCAUUGAUGACCGGUGCUUCGAUGCACCGAGUGCACCAAAACGUCCACGCAUAUUCUUUACAGAAGAACAGAAGGAGAUUCUACGUCAGGCGUAUGCGCAAGAUCCGUACCCCAAUCAAAACACCAUAGAAGUUUUGGCUAAUGAGCUGAAUGUUGGCGUUAAAACUGUUAUUAAUUGGUUUCACAAUCAUCGUAUGCGCGCCAAACAGCAACAGCAUCCUGCGAACAGUAAUUCCAACUCACAGCCUGAUGGUUCGUUUAGCGUGAAAACCGAACCAAACGAGGAUAGUUCGAACCAUAGUGAAAGCUCAAUCAUUUCCGAGACGACCCCAGAGAGGAGCAGCAGCGACGGAGGUCAGUGGAUCUUCCCUAAAUUCGAACCCAUUCAGAGGAAGCUGUCUUCGGAGAAUUCGGUCGAGGCUGAGGAGGUGAGCGGCGGAGUGAGAGAGAAAGGGAGUGACGAUUCCUGCCAAAACCAGAACUCUGUCGGUAAACCUCCGGCCUCCAAGCUGAACAACAACAGUAACAGUGGAGGUGGUAGUGGUGGUGGUGGCAGUAGCAGCGGCUUGCAGCCAACCUCUAACACGUCCGUUGUAAACAAGCGGAAACGCGCCAACCCUCAGUGGGUCUUCGAGGGGACCCAACUAGACAAAACCCAGAACCACGAAAACUUCAAGAGCGAGAAGAAGUUGAGUGCCGACACCGUUUCCAACAGGGACAUUGAAGAGCUCGAUGCCGAGGAGGAAUUCGAACCGUCUGCGUUUUCCGACCGAGCCAGCAAAAUACAAAAACUCCAAAAGCGUAUCUCAUCUGCUGAUGAGGAUUGGGAAGAGUUUGACCGAUUUGCUAGUAUUGAGAAAAUACAGAAAAACCUAACUGCUAUCCAAGACGAUACAUGGGAGUUUUGAAUUACAUAAAUUUGGAUUGUUACCGUUUUACACGAGGAAACCCAUACCUGCUGUGGAUCAGUGUAUAUGCAUACAUGAUGCUG